UUUCUUGCUGUAGGAAAAAUAGACACUUACACUGACAGCUAAAAAUAUUUAAAAAGAAAAAGCAAACAAGCAGUGGGUGGUCAGUUGGAUUACUUGCUUAGAAUUCUUUUUUUUUUUUUCUUGUUCAGUAUGGAGUUGGUUGAAGAGAAGGAUGAGAGGUUGGAGCUGGUACAUGUGGCUCUCCACCAGCUCUUGGAGGAGAGGAAGAGCACAGUAAAGGGCAAAGAAGAAGAGGAAGAGGAAGACCUCCUCCUCUCCAGAUUGCUCUCCCAGUUGGAAUCCCUGCAGAAAGAUGCCAACAACACCCAAUUGCCUGCAGAUUCACACAAUAAGGAAGAGCCAUCAUCCUCCUCAUCAUCGAAGAAUGAUGAUUGCAGCAUCGAUAAGGUGGGGAUGGAUGAGGUAGUGAGGGAGCUAAGGAGGGUGAGGAGGCAAAAUUUUAUUACUCAUUGCCUGCUUUCUGUCAUGAUCAUUAUCACUGCCUAUUGGCAGUUCAAUGAGGUCUCCCUCUUGCUCGCCAUCAAGGAGAAAUUAAGCCAUCCACUAAGAGCUGUUGGAGAUAUGAUCAAAGGAUCAUUCAAGGGCCGAGCCAAGAAGCCACAUAGUGAAGCACCCUCUCUCCAUCCAAUCAGUGUUCCGGAGAUCACCCAUGUUGAUCUACCAUCCAUAACUCUAAACAACAAUGCUUCUCAUGCUACUUGAUGAAUGAAUUGUGUGAGAUGUCGCAUCGCUUCUCAUGCUAUUGGAGAUCAAUUGGACAUUCAUUUGAACAUACCAUAUCUGUGAUCCUUCUGUAGUUGAUCUGCAAACUACUUUCAAGAGGUUUCUAAGGUACAAAUAUAUGAAGUCUUUGGUUGAUUCAUAUUCUUGAAAAUAUACUAAUUGCUUAUGCUGUAAA
This is a messenger RNA of Phoenix dactylifera (date palm), 898 nucleotides long. RefSeq lists its product as uncharacterized. The record is from RefSeq and is a predicted model, not a curated record. Lineage: Eukaryota; Viridiplantae; Streptophyta; Magnoliopsida; Arecales; Arecaceae.